This is a messenger RNA of Acaulospora colombiana, 3729 nucleotides long. The record is from the annotation of a GenBank genome assembly. NCBI's taxonomy places the organism in Eukaryota, Fungi, Glomeromycota, Glomeromycetes, Diversisporales, Acaulosporaceae.
AUGUCCAAUUCCUAUCAGAAUACUUACAGCAACGUCCGGAUAUUGAACACAGGGAUUGUAGGCCCAAUAGAUUUGGUGUGGAAUUUUUUGUGCACGUUAAUUCCCAAUUCGUCACCGAACACAAUAUCAUCUCGAUUUGGUUCCAACGAAUUCGUUGAUGGCGCGACUGUUCUAUAUACUCACUUCGUUCUACCACAGCUAUUACUCUCGUCUGCUUACAAUCAGCAUAUUUGUGCACUGCAUGAUUCCAUAAAAUUGAAAGAGGAGCAAUUUAAAGAAACCAUUCGCCUCAUGUCUCUGAUGAGAAUGGAGCCCAAACAUGCUACACCCGAAGCAUUAUCAUGCUCCUCAUCGGUACCAUCAAUCUCCGAUUUGGAACAGGUGUCGUCGCAUAUCUCGCAGUGUUCCACCGUAAAGCUACCGAGCCUUACGCAGUCACAACUAUCCGAGAUUUUUACGUCUCAGUUGUCGGCCUAUGAAGAUUCUGUGCUUGAAGUCCCGUCACCCGGUCAAGACGCGAUACGGUCAAAUGUCGACCUAGAUCGCACGCCAAGCUUUACAAAUAAUUCAGAGAUGAGUCAGGCGGAGAGGGAAAGAAUUCAAAUGGAAGAAAACUUAAAGGCCGAAGCCGAUGCUCGUGAACGCAGAAUAAGGCAAGAGUUGAAGGAGAUGGACAAAAGGAACGCGGAAAAAGCUACUAAAAAACCUCAAGAAGAAAUAUCACAUAGUCCUGCAAUAACGCUCGUUCAAUUUGAUCUGAACAUGAACGAGAAGGAGCAAGCGGCAUAUCUUAAACGUAUGCGAGUUUCUCUUUCUAUGAAGGAUCUCCCGGCCGUCACCAAAGAAUUUAUAGAGCUCAAAAACAACAAUGUCACUCCGAACCUAGAAAUUUACCACAUUCUCUUAAAAGCCUGCUCUCUGACGGCCGACUUACCUAGCGCGAUUGAAAUAAUCAAACAAAUGUACAAAGAUUCUAUUUCACCCGUCAAGGAGACAUACAAGCAUCUUCUGAGUGUGGUGGAGGCCUCUUCGGAUCACAUGCGGGCAAUUAACAUCGUCAGAUCAAUGGCUAACGGUCAAAUUCCUCUUUCGGAUAAAAAGCAAUUCCUGCAGGGAAGCACUGAUCCGUUGGAAUUUGAAAUCGAUUUGGAUGUGUGGAAAAUGAUGUUGAGCGCCAUAACCACACCGCAUAAGUUAUAUAGCACCCGAAGCAUGGAGUAUUUUGAGGAAGUAAAAAACCUGGGUGAAAUAUUUUUAGAAACCCACAAAAGACCCUUUGACAAAGAAACCUGGAGAUUACUUGUUCGGACAUUAGGAUCAUAUCCUAAGAAAAGUAAAAGCUUCGACUUGGUGUUGAAAGAUCUCCAGGAUGAGCAUUCAAUCACACCAGAACUAUAUUCCGAAAUAAUAUGGGCACUAUCUAGGAAAUCAAAAGUGGAGGAUGCGAUGAUUUAUUUAGACCAAUUGAUUUCCGAUUUUAAAUACAUACCGUCUCGUGAGCCUCUCUAUGCGUUGACUUCAUACUACGCGGAUUUGGGGGAAUAUCAGGAAACCGGUUAUUUAAUAGAAAAUUAUGCCAAGCUAAUCAAGUGUGAGGAACAACCGCCGGGGAGGCCGGGAAAUUGGGAGAUUGACUUUACGACGGUUUUAAUGCAAGCCUACGUUCAGGCACUUCGCAAUAGGACCACUCCUCAGAGAGGUGCAAGUUACCACGGCAAUCCCAUACCAAUAGUAAUGCGGGAGGAUAUCGUGGACCAUUUUUCAAGAGAGAAUUUUACAAAGAGUACAUUCUAUGCGUCCUGGGAGAGGCUGAUGAAAAGUGUUGAGAGAUCGGAUUCAACAUUUUACCGAGAUCAUUAUGAUUUGAUCAUUAGAUUCAACGUUUUUGCAAAUAAAAUUGACGACACCAAAUUUCCUUUAGAGAAUUGCUUGCAAAUGAUAAAAUCCAUGAGAGGAAACGGAAUGGAACCAAGUUUUGAGACCUACAAGUUUUUAUUGGAAGGGUAUUCGAAGUCAACAUCCAACGACACUUCAAACCAUAGGGUUGAAAAGGCCCUGGAAAUUUUCGAAAUGAUUAGGUUGGCUGGUUACGAUGUUGAUAAUUUGCAAGUCUUCCAACCUCUUUUGGACUCCUGUUUGCCAAACGUUAAAUCGAGGGUCGAUGGUCAGACGGCGGUUGGUAAUAGGUUUGGGAAGAAGGCUAAGAAUGGAGUCGAGAGCAUCUCCCUACUUCACAAAUCUUCAACUCCCAAAAUUUUCGAAAUCGAAAAAUUGAUGAAAGGCAUGAAGGUCAUGCACAAUCAAAAAUCCAUUAUAACCAUUCUGGAAUAUCUCGGGGAAACCGGAAAUUAUGCGAGCAUGUGGAAAAGGUGGACCGAAAUCUCGUUAACAGGGCAUCGAAGAAGCGAACUCUUAUAUGAGACGAUACUUCGAUUGGCGUCAAGAGAUUUAACUGAAUCGGAGUAUGCUAUAAAUGUGGUCAGGCACCAGAUGAAGAGGGAACCGCCGCCUAUCAGACCAACCCUUGGAAUUUAUCACCAGUUGUUCGAAUGCUGUCUGAAAUGCAACGAUACCUUAACAAUCAGGGAAUUGAUCGAGGAGAUUAACGACGUUCAAUUUGGAGGGAUGGUGGGGAACCAUUUGAUGAAGAGCGGCGAUUACUCAGGUGACGGUAGGUCCGGAUUUUUUGGCACGGAUUCCUUGAUAGUUUCGAAAGAGGAUCAAUCGAAGUUGCAAGCGCUGGUAUUGAACACUUGUUUCAAAUUGCCCGUCUUAUACAAAGACGGCGAAAAAUUGGCACGGAAUAAUUUAGAGUGUAGAAAGGACUUGAUAGAUUUCGACUUUUGGAAACUGCUGUUAGAUUAUUAUACCGAACACGAUGAUUCCAAUGUUCAAAAAACAUUUGAAAUGUUUGUGGAUUGGAGAGAUCAUAAUCGUGGGUUCAAUAAAUCGGAUAUGUUCGGAGGGGAUGAUGAGUGUGUUGACACUACCACGGAUCAUAUCGCAACCGCUACGAGAAUCCAGGAUUUGAGAUUUCCAAUUCCACCCUUGACCUUAGAAGACAUUGAGAUCAUUAAUAUCUAUGGUAGAAAUUCCAUUCGGAAGGGGGAGUUUAAUUUAGCCAAGGAAAUUCUGACCUACAUUAUUACCAACUUUCAACUGUCACCUCCCGCUCCUCUGAAAUUGACGAAACCGCACAUUUCAUCAUGUCAAAUUUCCAACUUUGAUCGUCCGACUGCAUCUUCCUCAUCCUCCAAGAUAGAUAGUAGAAUAAUCGAUAUGAACAUUUUAAAGGAAUUCGCAUAUUUAACUUUCAAGCAAAACAAACUUGACGAAUUGCGCUGGUUAGAAAAAAACAUAAUAACCAAGAUUGGAUUCUUUUCCACGCCCUCCGCCGCCUCCUUCCCCUCUACCUCCUAUUCCGCUUCCUUACCAAGCGACCAAAAGGAAUUUGCCCAAAAAAAGGAUUUCGAAAUAUUAUUGAAAUGGAUAACCAAAUGCUUAAGUGUUUCAUCCCUUUCAUCACCUCCGAUAUCUCCUCUGAGGCAUAAUAAAAAGAGAACAAAUGGAUCGUCCACAGAACGUCCUACGUCAUACGAAUCGUAUGUUAACCAUACGCUCCAGGAAGAAUCUGCUUCAGCUAACGAAGUGCUCAAAAGCUUAAAUCACCUUGCAGCAAAAUCCAACACCGCGAAAGAUGGUGAAGGGGGGAGAGGCACCAAGGUUUAG